Bemisia tabaci is the source of this 2343-nucleotide messenger RNA. RefSeq lists its product as uncharacterized. NCBI's taxonomy places the organism in Eukaryota, Metazoa, Arthropoda, Insecta, Hemiptera, Aleyrodidae. The record is from RefSeq and is a predicted model, not a curated record.
CACGUACGCCGGCCGGCACGUCUAUCGUUCGUUAUUGUGAGUUGUGCUCGCUGCGGGAGAUCACUUCAUUUCAGUAGACGCGUUCGGCUAUUUUAUCAUAGAAAACCAUCGCGUUCGGCUAUUUUUUCACGGAGAAUCAUCGCAUUCUCUUUAAAUUAAACCGAAUUUUUAACAUUUAGAGUCAGUGUGUUGGCGCAGAAAAUUCUGAAAUUGCCUCUCGGCGCUUCCAAUAAUCAUAAAUUGUUUCAGUUCGAAUCCGGACCAGUGGCAAUGAAGCUGCUCGGACCCCCGGAGAUCGCCGAAGCAAUCGCGAACCACACCCCCAGCCAUGACGAACCCCUCGACGACCCCCUCGCAUUAUUCGCACGCGACCACGCACUGCCGGAGGCACAAGCCACCACCCCACAAAAGAUCCUAACAGAAAACGAAUCCCCAACAUAUGCCAACACCGGCGACCCUUGCGUGGACUUCUUCUUCCACGUCGUGCCCAAAACCCCAGUCGAGGAAGUCCUAUCCCUCCUGGCUACAUCCUGGAGAAGCGAACCCCUCACAACCCUCAAGCUCAUCUGCAACCUGCGCGACAUCCGCGGCAAGGGCAAAUCCGACAAGACCAACUUCCACAUCGCUUUGCUCUGGCUGUACAAGCACCACCCGGAAACGCUACUCCGGAACCUGCCCAAAGCCGCCGCGCACUUCGGCUGCAUCAAAGACAUGCCGGAGCUCCUCCGACGUGUCGUCUCCGGCGACGUGACGUUCCCAACCCCACGCAAGACGUCCCAGAAGUCGCGCGCCGAAAGACGACUCCAAGAGGCCGUCACCGCCGUCGUCACGUACGAGAAGGACGAACGUUACCGGAGAUUAUACGACGUCAUAGCCGAGUACUUCGCUAUCACACUUGCUGCGGACCUCAAGGCACUGGAGACGGAGCGGAAACGUCUUACUCUCGCAGCGAAGUGGUGUCCGUCCCCCGACGCUUCCUACGACCUGACAACAUGCUUGUGCGAAGGGAUAGCCAAAAGGAUGUUCCCGGCGGAGGCGCUGAGCAACGGAGACGAAAUCGAUGACGUUCAACACGCCUUCCGCGCACGAGACGCUCUUCGCAAACGCGUGCUUGUGCCAUUGCGUAGCGCUCUCCAAAUCCCGGAGAUCUACAUCAGCGCGAGACGCUGGAACGACCUGCCGUACGAGCGAGUCCCCUCGGUAGCUAUGAAGACCUACAAGGAGCUCUUCCUGAAGCGCGACGUGGAACGCUUCAAAGAGUUCCUUGAUAAGGUCAGCAAAGGAGAGAAGAAGAUCGCGGCCGGAGCCUUGCUCCCGCAUGAGAUCGUGGUCGCUGUGCGUAAGGCCAGUCUGAAUGACGAUGACGAGUCCACGAGAGUGUUGGAACUCCAGUGGGAGCGAAUCGUGGCCGACACGCGCAAGGCGGGGACACUCGGCAGAUCCCUGGCUGUGUGCGAUGUGUCCGGCAGUAUGUCUGGUACCCCGAUGGACGUCUGCAUAGCCUUGGGGAUACUCCUCGCCGAGUGCACGUCGCCCCCGUGGAGAGGAAAACUCUUGACGUUCCAUUCCAACCCCUCGUUCCACGUCGUCAAAGGUGACAACCUGAGGGAGAAGAUCCACUGCUUGGCGUGUAUGCCGUGGGGCAUGAACACCAACUUCCAGCGGGUGUUCGAUUGUAUCCUGAAUGUGGCCGCCAUGCUCAAUCUCGGACAAGAACAAAUGCCGGAGACGCUCUUCGUGUUCAGCGAUAUGGAGUUCGAUGCGGCUUCGGAGAACCCUUGGGAGACGGAUUACGAAGCCAUCGUGCGGAAGUUCGCGGAGCGUGGGUUCGAGAAAGUGCCGCAGAUAGUGUUCUGGAACUUGCGGUCGUCCAAGGCCACCCCGGUGCCCUCGAAGCAACCGGGGGUCGCUUUGGUGUCCGGGUUCUCCAAGAACCUGUUCAAACUCUUCGUCGGAGGACAAACCACCAAGGUAACGCCGCGCUCUGUCAUGGAGUCGGCGAUCGAGGGACCCGAGUAUGAAGAUCUCAUCGUGGUCGAUUAGAUAUCUCGUGCGCCGGCCAUGCUUUGAUCCCAAGUGGCACAGAUAGCAGACAUGCAAUCUUAAAAACCGAAGGGUGAAAUUCGGGGUGUGACUCACUCUGGAGUCUAUACAAAGCCCAAAGAACUCGAGCGAUUAGAAUGCGAAGUUAAAUUCGCUCCAUGAUACUGCCGUGCUUAGGAAGAACGCCGUAAGAACAUUCGAGAGUUGCCAAAUUUCCUUCAAUCAAAUGUUUAUUUGUAAGGAAAGGUAAAAAUGUUCUUCCCCCUAGUAAAAAUUGGCGGUAGAAUCUAUGUUCCAAAA